Molecule: messenger RNA, 1094 nt
Organism: Wasmannia auropunctata (little fire ant)
Lineage: Eukaryota; Metazoa; Arthropoda; Insecta; Hymenoptera; Formicidae
Exons: 3
Coding region: 317-793 (158 amino acids)
Source: RefSeq, a predicted model, not a curated record
AAAUUAAAUAUUUUUUUUGUAAAUGUGUUUUUUUUCCUGAUAAUGAUGAAGCAUUUGUAUGCAUUCCUCUCAUACAUUGCAACAUCAGUCACUAAAAUAUCAGUAAGAAUAAAUUCUAUUUUUUUAUUUAAUUCUACAAAUUAUAUUAUCUUAUAACGUUUUGUCUUCUUUUUAGUUUGCAGUUGUGGAAUUUGAUAAUUCAUGUGAUGAAUCUCGGACAAUAGUAGAAGUAAUUCCUUCUAAAUAGCUAUUUGAUAAUAAUACUAAGAGUAAAUAUCCAUCUAAAAAAAAUAAACUUAAAGCCACUCGAUUGGUUAUGUCAAGAAUGGAUCCAGGACAAAAUUGGAAUAUCUAUAAUCUUCAUUUUCAUCAUUAUUAUAGUACAUACAAUACUGCUCUAAAAGCAGCUAAAACAGUUCUAGAAGGAGAGGUUGCUCGCACAGAAGUAGAAACAGAUUAUGAUCAACCAAGAAAGAGAAAAAAGAAUAUGAAAUACGUAUCAUCUUCAGAAGAUGAAGAAGUGGAUAAUUCUUCAUCAAAAGUUCCUCGUGGUGCAAGUAGUAGUGUACCUGCACCAGAUUCUGGACUUCAAAAUAAAUUAAAAGUACUUCUUAAAACUAAAUCUGUAAAAGCAUCUGCUAUAUGUCAUCAAAAGAACACUCAUAUUGGAAAAUUAUUUUCUCGUAAUGAGUCACACGUAACUCAUGAUACUACAUUAGAUAAAAAUCCAAAUGAUUCUUUAUUAAAUAAGAGUAUGUCUAUUUAUGUUUGUGACUUAUUUAAAUGUUUAUAAAAUUUUAUAAAUAGUCCUUUACUUUAUAAAUAAAAUUAUUUUUAUAAUUUUAGUUGAACACCAAAAACAUUUAUCUCAUAAAGAUUGGCACACAAAUGUUGGAAAAAUUUGCAGAGUCAUCGCAAUUAAAGAAGAUCAAGUUUGAUAAAAAAAUUAUCCCGAAAUUUGCAACAUUUAGAUAAAGAAAACCAUCCUUAUUUGUUUGAUAUUUCUCAAAAGAGUUUGUCUCCUCAAUUGACUGCGAACAAUUAUGAACAAUCUACAUUAGACAGUUCUUCGUCAGAGUCGAAGAACACACAGU